Gryllus bimaculatus (two-spotted cricket) is the source of this 1512-nucleotide messenger RNA. The record is from the annotation of a GenBank genome assembly. Lineage: Eukaryota; Metazoa; Arthropoda; Insecta; Orthoptera; Gryllidae.
AUGGCGGCGGCUGGCCGUGGGGUGCUCCCCCGCGGGGCGGGUUUGUUGCGCCAGAGCGUCCAAAAACACCGCAGCUGCCGCUGGGCGCGUGAGCGCACGACGCGUUCGCACAACGCGGAGGCCGCGGUGGCUCUGGUGGAAAUGUUCGCGCUCCCGCGAGAAAGAACGGAAAGACUGAGAGUCGGCCGCUCGCCUCUCCCGGGUGCCGGCGCGUCGCUGGCAAUCCCGUUGCUCAGCUGGAUUGCCCUUGAAACAGCGGCGCUUGUACUCGAGGCAACCCUUGUACUUACGGCCGUGAUUUUUGCAGAGACAGUUUCAGAGGCAAACCGAAGAACUUUCGCUGAUGUCCAUAGCCCACGCGUGCUCUGUGGGUCGCUAGAACAUAUUCUAUGUCCAGAUGGCGCCGUUGUAUGGAGAGUACUCUACAUUGCGACGUUGGGUCAUCAAGAUAAGCACAUUCCUGUUACAAUGAUAUAUGGAUACUUGGUGCAGCAGUUGUGGGUGCGAAUUCAGUCGCAGCUGUUACCACCGUAUCUGCUACAGGAGGCUGCUUCCUUGCAAACGAGAUAUCUCGGUGGUGACUUAGACCUCCAAACAGCGUCGCGGCAUCCGUCUGAGGACCAGAACGACUGCUUCUGGUUGGUUUCGGUUCCGGUUCUGGUUCUUGUUAUCAUCGUCCCAGGGGUAGAAAAAGAAGCUCCUGUAAAAAGGAUCACUCGCGUCGCUUUAAAAGAACCGCCACCGGAACGCAGCAGUGAGACGGUGGCGCCCCUUAAAAAUACAGGCACCGCUCACGAGAGGUCGCUGAGUAGGGGUCGGCGCAACCGUCACGCAUCAGUCAGAGCGGUCGAGCGCGCCAUUACCCUUACGGCAGGACUACUCGGUGUGCCUUCAGCCCGGACUGUGAAUAAAAUGGCGCCCAGCGGGUGGAGAGUCAUCCCGCUGCGCCCCGCUGCGCCCCGCUACGCCCCGCUCCACGCGGCCUCGCAGCAGCCCUCAGCCCCGCUUCGGUCCGCGGCGCGGCGCGGCGCGGCGUGGCGAGUCGAGUCGGUCGCCUGGCAUGCGCGCAGUCCCAGGGGCCCACCACACGCGUUGCUCGCGCCCAUUAGACCUGCGGCUGCCCCCCCCCCGCCCCCACACCCGCGCGAAGCCACACACCGCUGCAGACGCGUUCUUCGACAGAUUAUACCCAUGUUCUCGUCGACUGACCCACCAUCAGAGUGGAGAGAAUAUGCGAGCAACGCGAAUUAGAUGGCUAUGAACGAUAAGUGUUGUUCAUGAACAUUGAGAAAUGUUCCAUGUUUUCGUCUAGCAGAGAUGUGAAGAAACCUCUUACCUCUUGUAAUCUCCAGUUUAUAUUAGAGCUCAAUGCCUUUGUCAUCAUAUAAACUUACUAUUAACGCAUCUUCGAUGUAAGGCAUUGUUUCAAACAUCGCAAAGUUCUGAUUCAGCGUACGAAGAGUUUACAAAAGCCUCCUUUCAAAGAAGUUCAGAAUACAACUAAUCCUCAAC